AUGAGCGCGGAACGGGCGCGGGAGAUCCGCCAGCUGCAGAAGGCAAAGGAGAAGGCUCAACGUGGUGGGCACCUGGUAGAAGAAGCAGCACUUUGUAACCAGCUGGGCGAGAUUUUGGCGAGCUGUGGUCGUUAUGAGGAAGCUCUGGAAGAGCAUCGCCAGGAGCUGCGGCUGCUGGAAGGCGCCGGGGAUGGGCUGGGCUGCGCCGUGGCUCACCGCAAGAUCGGCGAACGCCUGGCCGAGAUGGAGAACUAUGAGGCUGCACUCAAACACCAACACCAGCACCUGGAGCUGGCGCGGGGACUGGCAGAUGAGACGGAGCAGCAGCGAGCUUGGGCCACCAUCGGUAGGACCUACAUGUUCAUGGCUGAGAGUGAUGGCACCGUGGCUCAGGAGGCUUGGAGGAAGGCUGAAAGGGCUUUCCACACCAGUUUGACCAUUGUGGAGGAGAAACUGGAAGGAGCUGUCCCAGGGCGGGAGGUGACGGAGAUGAGGACCCGGCUGUACCUCAACCUGGGGCUGGUCUAUGACAGCCUGAAGGACCCUGCCAAGAGCCACCAGUACAUCAGGAAAAGCAUCUUCCUGGCUGACCAGGGCCGGCUCACCGAGGAUCUUUACCGAGCUUACUUCAACCUGGGCCACAUCCAGCUGCGGGAGGGAGACCACUCGGGGGCCCUGCGGUGCCUGGCACGAGCCCGCGACUGUGCCCGGAGGAUGAAGGAGAAGGGGCUGGAGAGCGACUGCUGCAGCAGCACUGCCCAGGUCCUGCUGAGCCUGGGGGACUUUGCAGCAGCCAAGAGGUCUCUGAAGCAAGCCUACCUGCUGGGGCCAUCACAGCCCUGGCAGAGGGACCUCCUGCGUGCCAACCUGCGCUAUGCCUCCAAGCUGACACGACUGCAGGAGGGCCUGGAGGAGGCGGUGGCCGGCGGUGACUUGCCGGUGGCUUUGUCACUCUGUGAGCAGCUUGGGGACAUCUUCUCCAAGCACGGAGACUACAGCCGAGCCGUGGAGUCCUACCAGAGGCAGCUGAGCUUGGCCCAGGAGCUGGGGAGGCCGCCACGGGAAGUGGCUGUCAUCCACGUCUCGUUGGCCACCACCUUUGGGGACCUCAAGGACCAUGCACGAGCCAUCCACCACUACCAGCAGGAGCUGGCCCUGCACCAGGGGGAUGCGCUGGAGGAAGGGAAGACCUGGCUGAACAUGGCUCUUGCCAUGGAGGAGGCUGGGGAGCCCCCUCCCCAAAUCCAGAGCUGCCUCCAGACUGCCCUGGAGCGAGCCCAGGUGGCAGGAGACCCCCGGGUGCAGGGCCUGACCCCACUGGGCACGCUGGAGCGCUGGCUGCGGGCGUACGGCCCUGAGCUGGACCAGGAGACCUGGCAGCGCUGCCAGCACACCCAGAGCCUGCUCCGCCAGGCCGCCGCCCCGGCCCAGUCACAGCCCUGCCAGGACUCGGUGCCAGAGGGUGAUGGUGACGCCGGUGACGGUGACAUGGUGCCGCUGAAGCCGGUCAGGAAGCGGCUGCGGGCGCCGGUGCUCGAUGGGAGGGACAUGGAAGGGCUGGAAAUGGAGCCGGAGCCAUGUGGAGCUGCUGCUGGGGAGGUUGGCAGUGCCAAGUCACUCUCUGGUGGCACCAAAUCCAUCUCUGGUGGCACUGGAGGCGGUAAAUCCCUGCCUAAUGGUGCCAGAUCCCUUCCCAGUGGGACCAAAUCCCUCCUUGGAAACACCAAAUCCCUUCCCAGUGGCACCAAAUCCCAUCCUGGUGGCGCCAAAUCCCUCUUUGGCACCACCAAACCCCUUCCCAGUGUUGCCAACGCUCUUCCUGGUGGCACCAACCCCUCCAUCAGCAGUGGCACCGUGGCAGCGUGCCGGCCCCCGGCACUGAUCCCAGUGGAGCAGUAUCUGGAGGAGGAGAAUUGGUUAGAAGACGAUCUCGGGGAGGCUCGGGGGGGUCGCAAGCGGCCUCGCCGGGACCCCCAGGACUUGUUGUCAGCUUCGGGGGACAGCACCGCAGUGGAGAGUGACGGCGGGGGCCCUGCUGCGGUGCGGCACCGACCGCGGCGCUGCCGGCAGAGCCGAUUAACCAGCCUGGUCAGGAGGGGCUGCAGGGAACAGAAGCCCCCUGAGGCUGCUGGGAACCCCCUGUCUGGGGGGGAGGAGGAGGAGGAGGAGGAAGAAGAAGGUGGAGCCCCUACCCCAGCACCUCCAGGACCCCUGCCGGGAGCCCUGCCCACGCUCCGUGUGCGUGUCCGUGUCCAGGACAGCGUCUUCCUCAUCCCCGUGCCCCAGAGCAGCCCCCCCCACGCGGUGUCCUGGCUGGCAGCGCGGGCAGCCGAGCGCUUCUACCAGGGCAGCGGACUGCUGCCGCGCCUCAGCCUGCGCCGCGACGGUGCCCUGCUGGCCCCCCAGGACCCUGUCGGGGACGUCCUGCAGAGCAACGAGGAGGUGCUGGCAGAGGUGCAGGGCUGGGACCUGCCACCCUUGGCUGAACGCUACCGAAGGGCCUGCCAGAGCCUGGCUGUGGAUGUCCACCCGCUGCUGCUGAAGCUGCCCCCCCUGCUGAGGGCCCUGAAGCUGCAGGAGCGGCUGCGGCAGCUGCGGCUGCGGGGCUGCGGCCUCACUGACGCGGUGGCCACCGAGCUGCUGGCCACGCUGGGCACCCUGCCAGCCCUCACCCACCUCGACCUCGCUGGCAACAGACUGGGAGCCAGGGGGCUCCGGGACCUCCUGCCCCAGCAGCCCCACACCUUCCAGAGCCUGGAGGAGCUAAACCUGAGCCUAAACCCUCUUGGGGACGCCUCUUGCCGCCCCCUCACCGAGCUGCUGCAGCGCUGCCCGGCCCUUACCACCCUGCGCCUGGACGCCUGUGGCUUCACCGACGCCUUCCACCUGGAGGGUAAGAGCCCCUGGCAUCGGGUGCCCCGGCUGCAGAGGCUGAGCUUGUCACAGAACGCGCUGGGCGCAGCGGGGCUGGCACGGCUCCUCGGCUCUUUGCCCUGCCACAGCCUGGCACGCUUAGAGCUGGGCUCCAUCACCGGCCCGGCACCCCAGCCCCUCGCCCUGGCACUCGCCAAGUUCCUGGCACAGGAGGGCUGCGCCUUGAGCCACCUCACGCUGUCUGGGAACCGCCUGGGUGAUGGAGACGUCCUGCAAGUGGCCAGGUGCCUCCCAGCUUGCCCAGCUCUGGUUUCCUUGGAUUUCUCGGCCAACCCUGGCAUCACCACGGCGGGGCUGCGGUCGCUGCUCAACGCCCUGGAUGAGAGGCACCAGGGGCUGCAGUUCCUCAGCCUGGCAGGUUGCUCCGUGGAAGCUCCUUUGGAGGCUGUAAGCGCUGGCAAGAUCCAGGAGCUGCGGCUCUGUGGGCGCCACGCCAAAGCCAGUGAAGCUUGGCAUGGUGCUGCCAGGCUCUGCACCCUCACACGGCACCACAAGCUCUUCUGGAAGAACCUCUGA
Molecule: messenger RNA, 3450 nt
Organism: Indicator indicator
Lineage: Eukaryota; Metazoa; Chordata; Aves; Piciformes; Indicatoridae
Gene: TONSL
Product: tonsoku like, DNA repair protein
Exons: 21
Coding region: 1-3450 (1149 amino acids)
Molecular function (GO): protein binding
Source: RefSeq, a predicted model, not a curated record